AUGGCCAACGCCGCUAACGCCGCUGCUGGGGCGAGAGAGGGCGACGGAGUCGUCAUCCCCGACUCGAGCCAGCUAAUGCACUCGAAGAAGCUGCACUCACUUGCCGAUCAGCUGCAGGGCUCUCUGGUUGUCCUGCACCGCAAGAUGUCUGGUAUGGAGAAGCGAAUACAGGUAACCGGCGGUGCAGCCCUGCUGCCGUUUCAGCUACGCCGCGCCAAGAAAGAAAAAGAGGAGCUGGCACGCGAAAUUGCGGGAACGCAGCGAGCCAUCAAACGUCUGCUCCUCAUGUCCGAGCAAGUUGCGCAGAUCAUUGAGAUGAAGCGGGUGGUUUUCCGCGAUACGCAAGCGAGUUUGCUGAAGGAGAUUGAGGAUCUACAGAAUGAGAUCGACUCCAAGCAGGACACGAUCCGCCGCGGUUACACCCAACGCAUCAACAUGCUGCAGCGCUACUGGCCCUGGCGACAUCUGAGAGAGUUGGGCGACAUCACCGUGGGCAAAACCUUUGAGGAAGAGCUCCGUCGUGGUCCCCGCUUCCGCAACGUGGGCAUUCAGAACAACAUCAAGUCGGAUUACAUCCGACAGCAAAUUCACUGGCUGCAGCAACUUGGCUGCCAGGAGGGCCUCUUUCGAACUCACCUCCGUCACUUAGAUGUCAUGGUCGAGGAUUUGAACGACGUGACGGAGCUGCUCGAAACCGCGAUGACCUGCAGUGUGUGCGGCCUGAUCUACGAGGAGCCGGUGCUGUUCUGGCCGUGUGGGCAUUCCUUCUGCCUGCAGUGCUUCGCCUCGCUAGAGAUUGCGCCGAGCCUGUACCGCUGUCCCACAUGCGGGGCCGUCGGCAGCGAAGGCUAUGUGCACAAUUUGUUGUUGGCGGAGACGGUGUCGAAGUGGAUGUUCAAAGAUACCGGUUAUGGGGACCUGCAGGCCCCACUGAGUGCGAUUCGGGUGCACCUCUCUCGCUUUCGGCAGGACGAGAUACGGGACCGCAUCCUGGAGCUGCAAGAGGAACUGGGGCAAUCGCAGGAGGCCGAGUUGACGAAGAAGUCCAACGAGGACACGGUUACCAUUUCCUAUCGCCUGUACUAA
This is a messenger RNA of Leptomonas pyrrhocoris, 1086 nucleotides long. RefSeq lists its product as hypothetical. The record is from RefSeq and is a predicted model, not a curated record. The coding region runs from base 1 to 1086 and encodes 361 amino acids. The transcript has a single exon. Lineage: Eukaryota; Euglenozoa; Kinetoplastea; Trypanosomatida; Trypanosomatidae.